GUCCAUGUAUGGCAUCAUGAAGGGUGGUCAACACAGAUCUCACUUCGGUGAUGGCUGAUAAGAUCGUGUCUCCUCAGAAUGCUUUCCUUGUCUUUCCUUGUCUUCUCCUCUCUCUCUCCGUUACACAGCAAUCUACCCUAGCUCACAAGCUCGCAGUGGUUCGUCUUGCCAAGCUGGCAAUCCUGACAUGAUGGCGACCGACCAUGGUGGGUAUAAAGGGAGCAUGGUUCUACAUGACACUCAUGCAGACCGACGCAGCACCAGAACCCUUCAGAUUGCCCUCAGAAGACGUAUCUGCACAUGAUGCCGUCCAGCCGCCCGGCUAUCUACGCAUAACAAAACAUACUACAACCGACAAACGGUGUGAGAAAAACACUUCCUCGGCUUCGAGUCUGAUAUCUGUCUGUCUAUCUCCCAAUCCGUCUUUCACUUCUCUAGCAGGCUUGGUGGCACCGGUCCAACCUUGGUCAGCACAUACAGCUCGUUGCCGAACCCGCGGGCUGCAUCCACACACACACACACACACACACACAUACACACACAUCGAUCGGAUGGAUGGAUGGAUCUGUAUGGCCCCUCAGCUCACCUAUCCUCAGAUCCUCAUCCACAUAGGUGGUUUCCACCGGUCCACCACCCCGCCGUCCCUCCCUGUUGAGAUUGACCUUAGGCCACGGCCAGUUGCGCGGCACCAGCUGCCCCAAAAAGGUGUCGGGCUCGAACGCCACGCUUUGGAAAGUCAGGUAGAGUUUGGAGUCGCUCUCGACCUCAGCCGACGCCCUCACACGCAGCCGGGCCACGGUGCUGCCCAAGAACCGAUUGGCCACCGAAUCGAACUGAGGCUGCAGCUCGACCACGUUCUCGGCUGCGUUGACGACGCCGUCGAGGUUGACGUUCUGGUACACCUGGCCGACCUGGACAGCUGGGAUGAGACCGAGAAGCAGGACGUCGAGGGCGUUGGUGAAUAGCAGGCGCCACUCGCCGUUUAGGGGCGAUGAGCCGUCCUUCAUCAGGUUCGGCUGUGGGUUUGGGUUGACGCUCUCGAGCAGCUCCAGCACCUGUCAGUCAGAUCGGAUCCGACGCAGCCUCCCAUGUGUGCAUUUCUAUGUGGCCGUACGUGUGUACGUGCAUACCUCUAAGAUGUCUGCCGAGUCAGGCCGCUUGGCGUUGAACCCUCGAUUCACACCUGCCCAUCACACACACACACACACGCACAGAAAGAGAGAGAGAGAUGAGGACCAGUCCUGCAUGUGUGACCGUCUUGCCGACCUGGGCACAUGAGGUAUAGAUCUUUCUUGAGCUUAGCCCUGUCCAUGGUGGGGAGGAUCUCAAGAGGCCGUGCAGAGGGCGAGGGGGUGUCCAUGGCCGUGUCGGAAGGUGCAUCUGUUUCAUCACCCUCCGAGGGAUCUGCCGAAGAAGGCGUGACGGUUGUCGCUGCGCUCCCGGUGCUCUCCUUCUGCGCAUAGAGGGGCACCAGCCGCCGUGCAUGACUAUUGUAAUCUGCCACUCUGGACGGCCCUGUCCUCCAGUGGGAGUGAGUUCGCAGCAGCUGCACGAAGGCAUCGCUUGGCAGCAGGAAGAAGGCUUGAAGGAUGACCGACAAUGCUGCAAUCAGGCGCAUCAUUGGAACGAACGAACGAACGAAC
Messenger RNA from Vitrella brassicaformis, 1643 nucleotides. The record is from the annotation of a GenBank genome assembly. Lineage: Eukaryota; Vitrellaceae.